Molecule: messenger RNA, 279 nt
Organism: Sphaeroforma arctica JP610
Lineage: Eukaryota; Ichthyosporea; Ichthyophonida
Exons: 1
Coding region: 1-279 (92 amino acids)
Source: RefSeq, a predicted model, not a curated record
AUGAGCUCGGUCUGGGGCAGGUGGCAGAUGUGGUGUGACGAGACGGACCUGGAGUGCUACACACCGUUGGUACCAGGGUCUAAGGGUAAGCUUCACAAGCGAUACAACAAGCUGUUGAAGCGCAUGUUCUCGGAUGAGAAGAAGAAAGCACACUUCAAACGCCAAGUGGAGAGGUGCUUUGCCUUUGCUCAGUCGGGAACGUACAGGCGAGGACGCCUCCGGGCGUGGGGCGAGUUGCAGUUGUCCGAGGAUGGGGUGGAAGUGCCGGGUCAUCGUUAG